Erigeron canadensis is the source of this 2283-nucleotide messenger RNA. RefSeq lists its product as uncharacterized. Lineage: Eukaryota; Viridiplantae; Streptophyta; Magnoliopsida; Asterales; Asteraceae. Bases 1 to 2283 code for a protein of 760 amino acids. The record is from RefSeq and is a predicted model, not a curated record. The transcript has 2 exons.
AUGGCCGGACAACAAAAUAAUCCACCCGUUCUUUUUCACACUAGAAUCGAGGACCUUCCUCGAACCAUACCAACUUCUCGCCAAUCGGUCGUCCUUUCUCCCGAAAUUGACACUUUCACGGUAAAAGGCAACCAUUUGCAAAUGGUUAAGGACUUUUGUUUUGACGGGAAAAACAAAAGGGAUCCUCAUGAGCAUCUCGACAAGUAUGAGAUGAUUUGUAAUUUAUUCAACUAUGGAGAAAAUCAAAGCAACAAUGUCAAGAUGAAGCUUUUUCCUAUGUCUCUCACGGGUGAGGCUCAUAAAUGGCAAGACGAGGAUGAAUCCAUUGUUGAGGCUUGGCUAAGAAUGAAUGAUCUUUUAUGGGAAUGCCCCGGGCAUGGGGUGAGUGAUACCGAGAUUGUGGGUAUAUUCAUGGAUGGUAUGAAUAGGGAGAAUUUUGAGAAAAUGGUCAUGACUUGUGGGGGUAGUAUUACUUAUAAGACUUCAAGUGAGCUUUGGAAAAUGUUUGAGGAUAUGGCAAAAGCUCAAGUUACUAGGUCCCCGAGUAGAGAUAGGAGGUCAAGAAAAGUGGUAGCUCGGGUAAAUGGAGGUGAAACAUCCGAGGUAGUUCCUGAAAUUCAGAAACUUUCAAACCGAAUGGAUGAAACGUUCUCUAUGGUGGAGAAAAACUUUGGAGGACUAGAGCGAGAUGUGAAGAUAAUGGCCGGGGGAUGUAUUCCUUGUGGAGGACCACACCAUGCCGAUGAAUGUGAUUCGGUAGUUAAUGAAGAUGUGAAUUUUAUUCAAAACCAACGUCAAGGCCAAUAUCAACCUCUAUUUCAACGUGGUGGCAAUUAUCAAGGCCGUCACCAAGGUAAUUCUUCAAACUCUUCUAAUUUCUAUUCUAACAAUCGUGGUGGAAAUUUUCAAAAUAGGUGGCAAAAGGAGAAUAAUCAUGGUACACCUCAACAACAACCACCACCAUCACCCCCAAAGAAAGAUGAUAAUGGGGAGGAAGGAUCACCUCUCAUGGCCAUGAUGGCCAAGUUCCUAGAUAAGCAAGAAAAGAGGGAGGAGGCUCAAGAGAAGCGAAAUGCUUCAAUGGAGAACUAUUCAAAGCUUUUGAAUGAUAAGAUUGAAGGCUUGCAUGGCAAGAUAGAUGUGAGAAAUUGCAACAAUCAUGCCUUGAUAUCCAAUUUGGAAAAGAGAAUUGAUAGAUUGAGCAACCAACAAAGGCAACCGGGUACUCUUCCAGGCAAUACUCAACAAAACCCGAGCCAAAACCAAGGAGGUUCAUGGAGAAAUGGAGAUGACAAGUACAAAGGACCCCAACACCGGAAUGAAGCCGUAAAUGCCAUAUCUACACGGUCCAGGAAGGUAGUUUCUUCUCCCAUUGAUAAAUCUUGUGUUUCUAAUGUUUCUCCACAGGUUGAGCAAUUUGAUGAAGAAUUUGAUGAAGAGGUGGAAAUGGAGUCACCACCGGUGACUAAUUCGGUUCCUAAGGCCACACCAAUCAAAGAACCCGAAGUUAAGCCAUAUAAGCCAAAGAUCCCUUUUCCUCAACGGUUGAGGAAGGAGAAGAUUCAAGAACAAUACAACAAGUUCUUUGACAUGAUUAAGUCGGUGAUAAUCAAUGUGCCAUUAGUGGAUCUUAUUUCGGGCAUGCCCAAUUAUGCCAAGUUCAUCAAAGAACUAGUGACGGACAAGAAGAAACUUGAUGAAGCAAAGGCAACCUUUCUAAAUGAAGAAUGCUCGGCGGUUAUCAAAAACAAGCUUCCACCCAAACUUUCGGAUCCAGGGAGUUUCUUAAUUGCUUGUUCAUUUGGUAGAAAAUUAACUUGUAAAGCUUUAGCAAGCAUCAAUUUGAUGCCCUAUUCCGUUUUUACCAAGCUUUCUUUGGGGCAACUAAGGCCUACCAAAAUGAGCAUCCGCCUUGCGGAUCACUCUUUUCAAUACCCAUUGGGGGUGGCCGAAAAACUGCAAGUGCAAGUAGGCCAAUUUGUCUUUUUAGUUGAUUUUGUAAUUUUGGAAAUGGAGAAGGACACCAAGGUGCCUCUCAUUUUGGGCCGACCAUUUUUAUAUACCGCGGAUGCUAUCAUUCGGGUAAAGGACAAGGAAAUUUCCUUGGGUGUCGGGGAAGAUCAUAUUGUGUUUAAAAUUGAAAAAGCUUUGAAACAUUCUUAUUCUUCCGAUGACACUUGUUUUAGAAUUAAUGUUAUACAUGAUGCGGUCGAGUUGGAAAAAUUGGAGCUUGUAGGAGUUGAUGGUGAAGAAAGCGAGGAGAGAAUGGCAAGCAUUGGAUAA